This is a messenger RNA of Phyllostomus hastatus (greater spear-nosed bat), 701 nucleotides long. RefSeq names its product phosphatidylinositol glycan anchor biosynthesis class Y (gene PIGY). The record is from RefSeq and is a predicted model, not a curated record. Lineage: Eukaryota; Metazoa; Chordata; Mammalia; Chiroptera; Phyllostomidae. The coding region runs from base 1 to 216 and encodes 71 amino acids. The transcript has a single exon.
AUGUUUCUGUCUCUUCCUACAUUGACUGUCCUUAUUCCAUUGGUCUCUUUAGCAGGACUGUUCUACUCGGCCUCUAUGGAAGAAAACUUCCCGCAGGGCUGCACGAGCACAGCCAGCCUCUGCUUUUACAGCCUGCUCUUGCCCAUUACCAUACCAGUGUAUGUGUUCUUCCACCUUUGGACUUGGAUGGGUAUUAAACUCUUCAGGCAUAAUUAAUGCAACCAGAGCCAAGAUGGUAUAUACAUUAAUAAUAAGUCUUGAGCAUCUGUCUCUGAAAGCUCAACUACAUGGACAUACUGGAAACCAACUUAAUUUUCAGGAAAAGAUCCUAUACCUUGCUUCUGUCAAAGGUUUAGAGCUAUGGGAGGCUUAAGCUGCAGAAACUUCUUUAGUAUACUUUGGUUCUGCUCUUAUUUAUUGAAAGUUCUAAUUCAUAACUGCUGUAUCAGAAGCAAUUCAACACUGUGGCUUGUUGGAAAUGAACAACUCUAACCAUCAUCUAAUGACUUUAUUUCAUUUCCCUUUCAUCUAAAAGUUAAUAAUUUGAAAUUUUAUGUUUUAGAAACUCUUUGGUGAAGUCACAUGUUACAGAUAACUGAAAUAAUUCCAAAGGACCUGUGUUGCAGUAGUUGUAAAGAAAUGCAUUGGAACUACUGUGAUAUAAAACUAUAAUAAAAUGGAAAUUUCAUGAACUUGCAAAA